CAGCAGACCUCACUGUGUCUCCAGCAGACCACAUCUCUCCCCACUGUCUCCGUUCACUGCCUUUACUGGAACCGAGCUUGAGCCAACAAAGCUGACUUCACAUAGGAGGAACACGACUUGCUUCUCUUGCAGUUGAAUGGAAAUCUGUGACCUUGGAAGAUGAAGAUGUUGUUGCCAUGGGAACUCUUAAUCCUGCUGUCACUCAAGAGCUGCCUAGCAGAGAGAAUUGUUCGACAUGGCCCGGUGUUCACGCAAGAGCCCAGUGACAGUGUUUUCCCUUUAAGUGCUGAGGACAACAAGAUAUUUAUUAACUGCAAAGCCAAGGGAAGUCCAGAGCCACAUUACAAGUGGAAAUUCAAUGGGAAAGAUCUUGACAUUGACAUGGACUUCAACUACAGUCUUGUUGAGGGAAACCUUCUGAUCAGUAAACCUCAGGCAACUAAACACCCCGGUGUUUACCAGUGUAUCGCCACUAAUGCAUUCGGAACCAUUCUGAGCCGAGAGGCUAAAGUUGAGUUUGCAUACCUGCAGAAUUUCAGCAGCAAGGCCAGAAGUCCAGUAUUAGUGAGGGAAGGACAGGCUGUUGUGCUCCUGUGCGGUCCGCCACCCCACUUUGGAGAUAUCAGAUAUUCCUGGAUAUUUAAUGGCCGCCCGAGCGUUGCUGUUGGGGACAACCGACGCUUUGUGUCCCAGAGGACUGGAAACUUAUAUAUCGCUAAGGUAGAGACGUCAGACGUGGGCAAUUACACAUGUGUGGUGAGGAAUGUGAUGACCAACACGACGGUCCACAGUUCCCCAACUCCAGUGGUGCUACGUCGGGAUGCUGUGAUGGGGGAAUAUGAGCCAAAGAUUGAGGUCCAGUUUGAAAAAAUGCUCCACGUUGCCAAAGGAUCAUCGGUUCGACUGGAGUGUUUCGCUUUAGGAAAUCCAGUGCCUUCUAUCUCCUGGAAGAGAGCAGACGGAAGUCCUUUCCCUGGAAAAAUGAAGAUAAAUCACUCAAAUGGGGUCCUAGAGAUCCCAUAUUUCCGUCCAGAGGACUCUGGACUUUAUGAAUGUGUGGCCGAAAACUCCAAAGGACGCAGUAUUGCAAAAGGACGUCUUGUUUUUCAAAAUGUGGAACACCUGCAGUGGUCGCAGACUCUAUAUGACGCAAACAUGGCUAUUGAGUCUGAUCUUCACUGGGAGUGCAAGGCUAAUGGAAAACCUCAACCUGUUUACAGAUGGCUCAUGAAUGGACAGCCUUUGGUCUUUCAGGACAGAAUUCGUGUUGAUGGUGGCAAGUUAACCAUCUUCAACAUAAACCUGAUGGAUUCUGGGAUGUAUCAGUGUUUGGCAGAGAAUGAUAACGGAGUCAUAUAUGCUAGCGCUGAACUCAAAGUUGUGGCCUCACCUCCAGACUUCUCCAAAAACGCACUGAAGAAGAGCACACUGAUCCAGAGAGGUGGAGAAGCUGUCAUCGAAUGCCGACCGCAUGCGUCCCCCAAAGCUUCGUACUCUUGGAGGAGAGGCAACGAGUUCCUGAAAGACAGCAAGAGGCGGACCAUUUUAGAGGACGGCACCCUCAGGAUCACCAACGUUACCAAGUCUGAUGCAGGGAGGUACACUUGUGUUGCCAGAAACCCCUUUGGUACAUCCAGCAGUUCUGGGACUUUAGUGGUCAAAGAACCGACCAAGAUUACAGUUCCCCCUUUGAGUAUGGAUGGCACGGUGGGGGAGAGCAUUGUCUUGCCUUGUGAAGUAUCUAAAGACUCCACUCUACACCCCGUCUUCAAGUGGUUCUUCAACGGGAAACUCAUCGAUUUCAGUAGACAUGAUCACUUCUGGAUGAUUGGAGGGGGAUCUUCUGGGGAUCUCAUGAUCAGAAACGUGCAGCUGAAGCACUCUGGGAAGUACGUCUGCAUGGUGCAUACAGCAGUGGACAGCGUGUCUGCAGCAGCAGACUUAAUUGUCAGAGGGCCCCCUGGUGCUCCAGUGGGUGUGUUGGUGGGGGACGUUACAGACAGGACUGCUCAGCUCUCGUGGGGCCCCGGACCUGACAACCACAGUCCCGUUACCCUCUACAUUGUGCAAGCCAGGACCCCUUUCUCUAUCGGAUGGCAGGCAGUCAAAACCGUUCCUGAUUCUGUGCCUGGACAGAUGAUUCAUGCGACGGCAGUGAAUCUAAAUCCGUGGGUAGAUUAUGAAUUUAGAGUUGUGGCUAUCAACGGCGUGGGGGUUGGGGAACCCAGUGUGCCAUCCAAACCCGUUCGCACCAAAGCUGCAGAUCCUGAAGUCGCCCCAGCUAACGUGAGUGGAGGUGGAGGCAACCGAGGCGAACUCGUGAUUGUUUGGGAGUCUUUGCCGGAGGAGCUACAAAAUGGAGAAGAGUUUGGUUAUGUGGUGGCAUUUCGUCCGCUUGGCACGACCACAUGGAAACAGAGCGUCCUGGCCUCUGCUGACGCAUCACGAUACGUUUAUAAAAACGAUACUUUUCCACCACUCACACGGUUUGAAGUAAAAGUCGGCGUCUACAACAACAUCGGAGAGGGACCGUUUAGCCCGGUGGUCGUUGUAUAUUCAGCAGAUGAAGAACCCUCGGUUGCUCCUCCGAGAGUCUGGGCCCGCACUCUGUCCGCGUCUGAGAUCGAGGUAUUCUGGGAACCUGUCCACCAAAGCGGCAGAAAAGGACGGAUAACAGGCUAUGAGGUGCAGUGGUUGGAGGAUGGGUCACCAGAAAGCGAUGCAGAGAGGGUAAGGGUCACGGAAAGCUCAGUCAAUAUCACAGGCCUGAAGGGAAGCACAAUCUAUCUGGUGUCAGUCAGAGCACACAACAGCGCUGGCACUGGGCCCUCCAGCGCCCCCAUCAGCAUCACCACCAAGAAGCCACCUCCAAGUCAAGCUCCAGGGAACAUUGAGUGGAACCUGACCAACUCAAAGGUCUUUCUGAACUGGGAACAUGUGAAGGCGAUGGACAAUGAAUCAGAAGUAACAGGCUACAAGGUUGUAUAUCGUCAAAACUGGCACAGAGGAAGCAGCGUAGUGGAGACCAACAGGACGUCCGUGGAGCUUCAGGUGCCGUCAGAAGAAGACCUGCUCGUUCAGAUCAAAGCCCUGAGUGACGGAGGAGACGGCAGCAGCAGCAGCCCUAUACGGAUACCAAAGAUGUCAAGUAAGGCUUCAUGCCUAAACUCAAGGGGAUACUUCAGUUCAGACGCAAGCAAGAUGGCCCGUGUUCACGGAGUAGUGUUUCUGAUGUUGUCAUUGGUGUUUUCAUAGAAGUUUGCCUUUAUUUAAAGCUGAAGUGUGUCAUUUCCGUGCCACUAAUAUCACAAGAGUGGAAUUGCAAAAAAAAAAAAA
This is a messenger RNA of Pimephales promelas (fathead minnow), 3336 nucleotides long. It is a transcript of the gene cntn6, whose product is annotated as contactin 6. Gene Ontology annotation, molecular function: cell-cell adhesion mediator activity. Lineage: Eukaryota; Metazoa; Chordata; Actinopteri; Cypriniformes; Leuciscidae. Gene Ontology annotation, cellular component: plasma membrane; axon. The record is from RefSeq and is a predicted model, not a curated record. Gene Ontology annotation, biological process: axon guidance; cell-cell adhesion; brain development.